Molecule: messenger RNA, 3433 nt
Organism: Drosophila busckii
Lineage: Eukaryota; Metazoa; Arthropoda; Insecta; Diptera; Drosophilidae
Gene: Hsepi
Product: D-glucuronyl C5-epimerase B
Exons: 3
Coding region: 303-2195 (630 amino acids)
Biological process (GO): heparan sulfate proteoglycan biosynthetic process
Cellular component (GO): Golgi apparatus
Molecular function (GO): heparosan-N-sulfate-glucuronate 5-epimerase activity
Source: RefSeq, a predicted model, not a curated record
UUGUGUGUUGCUUGUGCUCUGAGUGCCAUGAAAAUUAUUGAAAGAAUGCUAAACACUUGAAAAAUUGUUUGCAAAAAAUUUAGACACGCAGCUGCAAGGAAAAAGUAUAAAUAACAUAGUUGCGCUAGUUGUAGCUAAAGCUUAUAUUUAAUUAUAAUAUAUGUAGCUCAACAGCUGUGCGCCAGUUAUACAUAAAUAAGGCACUCGCAUGCAGCUAACAAGGCAGCAACAACAAAAGUAAUUAAAAUGCGAUUUGGUUAAAAAUAAAAGAGGACUGGCCAAGCUGUGAAUAGUCGGUCUGCAUGUACGAGUUUCAGGCCUUAGAAGCCAGUACCAGUGGCAGUAAAGACGAUGCAUUUUACACACAUACUCUGAGUAGCGAAGAGCAGAGCGCAGCGCAGCGAAAACCACAAAGUAUUAAGAGAGAACCUUUAGUAUUCUUCAUCAUGCGUCUGAAUCUGAGAGCAGUGCUGUUGCUACUCAUUGUCUCCGUAGCAGUGAUUACGUUUUGCAUUUAUAUGCGCUGUGAUGCGUUUAGUUUCUCACCGGAAUUUGUGCGUCAGCUGGGCCGGCGGCAAACGUCAGAGACGGGGCUCUUACAUGCAACACAGUCGCUGGCAGCGCCGCUGCAGGACAUUGAGUGCUCCAUUAAUCAAGAGUACAGCAUACACUGCAAGCGGGAUGAGAACGCCAAUGAAGUUUAUGUGCCUUUCUCAUUCUUAAGGCAAUACUUCGAUGUAAGCGGCGCUGUAAGUAGCAGCGGCGGCGGCGCAGGCAUCGAGUCACCCAAGUUCAAUUGGAUGCAUAGCACUGCCAAGGUGAACCUGCCAAAAGGCAAAUACGAUACGCGUGGCGUUUUCAUGUACUUUGAAAACUACAAUGUGGAAGUGCGUGAUCGCGUCAAGUGUAUAAGCGCCGCCGAGGGCGUGCCCGUCAGCACACAAUGGGAAAAGCGUGGCUACUUUUAUCCCACACAAAUUGCACAAUUCGCCUUGGCGCACUACAGCAAAAAUUUAACAGAGCCUGCGCCGCGUGUUCAUGUGCUGGAGGAUGCCGAUAGCAAUCAGCUGGAGUGGUCCACGCCCAAGACAAGCAAUAUGUCACGCAUUUGGCAUCACAAGUUCAAUACAAGCAUUGUGCAAUUCGAAACAACCAUUGGCUAUGAGAGCGCCAUUAGCAUACAACUGAACCAGACGCUGGAUUUGGUGCUUAGCGUGGAUCUGCUGCUGGUCACCAACAGCAGCAGCCUCAUGGUUACUGUGCUCAACCGCGACAACAAGCAUCGCUAUAAUCUACACUACAUAGCUGCCGAACUGCUGCUCAGCGUGCAGGAGUCGAACAUAUAUUAUGGACUGGGAACUGGCGCCUUGAACAAAUGGCGCCACAUGACUCGCGACUUGCAUAUUGAUGUGCAAAAGGGCAUUGUCAUGGGCGACAAGCGCUCGCCGCUGAAGGUGCGACGCAGCGAUCUGGAGGUGCUUUCGAUAGCCUUUUUAGGCAUAGGCUUUUAUGAUAAUCUAACGCUAUCGACGAGCAAUCACUUGGCGCAUUUCUAUGAUGCCGCCGAGUGGUUUGUGCACAAUCAGGAUCACAAGUCUGGUGGCUGGACCAAUCCAGUGCGUCGCAGUCUAAAUGGUUUUGCCGAACUGCGUCCUGGCUGGAUAUCCGCCAUGGGCCAGGGGCAUGCCAUAUCUGUGCUGGCGCGCGCCUAUUGGCACUCUGGUGGAGAUGAGCGCUACUUAAGAGCGGCUGCCUUGGGACUACAGCCAUAUCGUGUUUACUCGCGUGAUGGUGGCGUGCUGGCUCAAUUUAUGGACAAGUAUUACUGGUACGAGGAGUAUCCCACAACGCCCGCUUCGUAUGUGCUCAAUGGUUUCAUCUAUUCGCUGCUUGGUCUCUAUGAUCUGAACAGCACAGCGCCUGGAAAGAUAGCGAGAGAAGCUGGCAAGCUCUUUGCGCAAGGCAUGUACUCGUUGAAAAAAAUGCUGCUGCUCUACGAUACUGGCUCUGGCACCAGCUAUGAUCUGCGUCAUUUGAGUCUAGGCGUCGCACCCAAUUUGGCACGCUGGGAUUAUCAUGCCACGCAUGUCAAUCAGCUGCUGCUGCUCGCCACCAUAGACAGCGAUCCAUUGAUAUUGCAGACAGCGGAACGCUGGAAGGGUUAUAUGUUUGGCAAGCGUGCCAAACACAACUGAGAGCGACGCAAGUUGGCGGCAGUUAUUGCUGCUGCCGCUUGGCGGCCACCCCACAAGUGAUAUAUACUUUUGUUUUCGAUUUUUUUGUAAAACCAACCAUUUGAAAUGGUUGCGUCUAUGCCGCGCGUCUCUUCCCAAUUUUGUUUUUAACGAAUUUUAAGCUUAGUUUAUGUUUGAGAGUACACAUGCUUUCAAGUUUUUUAUGUUAGCCUUAAGCGUAAGCGUACCUUUCUAUAUUGUGUAUAACUUGGAAAUUUUGCAUAAUCAUUUGUUGAAAACUGUAGCUUAAUUGUUUAAUAACUUGUAUAUGUAGCUGCACGCGUUUUUCACUGGACAAUAUCAUAGCAACUUGUAACUAACAGAAAAAACUUAAGUGUAAAGUGAUCCGUAGCUUAAUAUACUCUUGAAUUUAGUGCUGCAAAUAAUUACAAUUCUUACAAUAACUAUUGUAUGGUAGAUAACUUUUUACAGCGCAAAACUAAGUAGAGUUCGUUAUUUAUAUAUGCCCACAAUCGAAUGUAUAAAGUAAAAACUGUAGAGCUUAGCAAUUAUAACUAUAGAGUAAACACAGACACAAUUUAGAGACGAUUAAUGUUAGUUGGCAACAGCUGUACUUCAAUACUUCUAAAAACACGAAAUAGCUAUUUUAUAUUUUGGUCACACAACUUUGUAAAUAGCAUAUAAAAGUUCGUUAGUUUUUUGUUUAAGUUCACUACUUAAUACAACUGCAUUUAAAACUAGUUUACUUAACUACACUAUUUUAAACUCGACGCAAUAAUUUAGCAACGUAGAAUAAACGAAUGAAUUUAUUCAGUUACAGCUAUUUUAAAACUAAGCACGUAAAUUAGUUUCUCGACUUAAACGAUGCCAUUCCAUUUAAUUUUAGUUCAACUUUUAGUUCUUAAUACUAACACCAAUGCUGUCAAUUAAUCAAACUAACCAAUGUAUCGAUUACAUUAAUUUGCCAGUUACACAAUUUUUAAAACGAGACUGUUAACAAAAACGAUUAAAUUAAGCAUUCGAAAUUGUCGUACUUACAACAUCAUGUUCUUGUGUUAUCAAUUUAUUUACAAUUUGUUUAAUUGUUGUAACAAAAAAUAUAUAAAACGCCUCUAUAAACACAAUUUUUUACACUUAACUAUGUGGGGGUGUGGGGGAAAACUAAAUUAGUACUAUAUCCAUGGGAUUUUGGUCAAGAGCGUUGCGAAGUUAAUACAUGUGAGCGUAUUGAAGGCGGG